GAAAAAAGAAAAACAUGGCGACGGGUUUCGGCGAGCUCGUGUUGGUGGUUGGGGACAGCCACAUCCCGAAUCGAGCCUCGGAGAUUCACGAGAAGUUUCAGAAGAUGCUGGCUCCUAACAAAAUGCAGCAUGUCCUUUGCACGGGUAACGUGGGGACCAAGGAACAGUUCGACGAGCUGCGCAAUCUGGCACCAAACGUCCACGUCGUGGUGGGAGACUGCGACCAGGAAGGAGCAUACCCUGAGACAAAGGUCAUUACAAUCGGCCAGUUCCGAAUCGGGCUGUGUCACGGACAUCAGAUCGUCCCGUGGGGUGACCAACUAAGCCUCGCAGCUCUACAGCGAAAGAUGAACGUAGACAUUUUAGUCACUGGACACACCCACGUGUGA
Molecule: messenger RNA, 389 nt
Organism: Phytophthora infestans T30-4
Lineage: Eukaryota; Oomycota; Peronosporomycetes; Peronosporales; Peronosporaceae
Product: vacuolar protein sorting-associated protein 29
Exons: 5
Coding region: 15-389 (124 amino acids)
Biological process (GO): intracellular protein transport; retrograde transport, endosome to Golgi
Cellular component (GO): retromer complex; endosome
Source: RefSeq, a predicted model, not a curated record